Messenger RNA from Phalaenopsis equestris, 1100 nucleotides. RefSeq names its product ras-related protein RABC2a-like. Gene Ontology annotation, molecular function: GTPase activity; GTP binding. The record is from RefSeq and is a predicted model, not a curated record. The transcript has 6 exons. Lineage: Eukaryota; Viridiplantae; Streptophyta; Magnoliopsida; Asparagales; Orchidaceae. Bases 356 to 994 code for a protein of 212 amino acids.
AACAGGAAGAAAGAAAAAACAGCCAAAACGGCGAAGGAGAACGGACGUGGAGGCGGAGGAGAAAUGGCGUGGGGGCGGAGAGAGAGAGGGAACCUCCAUGGAGUAAAAGAAAAGCUUCCAAAUGUCACCUUCCUUUUUCCCUCUCUCUCUCUCUCCCCACUCUGCAGAAUAGAUGCCGAUGCUCUGCUUUUCUUUCCACCCUCCCUCUCAAUCACUCUACCACCCUCACAUAUUCAUUAUUCAAUUCGCCCUCGCUUGACCUACCUGUCCCACCACCACGAGCUUCCAGGAGGAAGACGAUAGGUUGUCGCUGAAAGGAGGAAAGAGGGGUCUGCUUUUUGGAACACGGAGAUUGAUGGGUUCGCCAACCGGACUGGGAAGCGGCUAUGACUACUCUUUCAAGAUCCUUCUAAUCGGCGAUUCGGGGGUGGGAAAGAGGAGUCUGCCUGUUACCUUCAUUUCCCACUAUGUCGAUGAUCUGACGCCUACUAUUGGUGUGGACUUCAAAAUUAAGCAUCUUACAGUUGGCGGGAAGAAACUUAAGCUUACAAUAUGGGACACCGCUGGGCAGGAGAGAUUUAGGACGAUAACGAGUUCCUAUUAUAGAAAUGCUCGAGGAAUUUUUCUAGUCUAUGAUGUUACCCGAAGAGAAACUUUUACAAACCUAUCAGAAAUAUGGGCCAAAGAAAUAGAAUUGUAUUCUACUAAUCAGGAUUGUAUCAAAAUGCUUGUUGGCAAUAAAGUUGAUAUGGAGAGUGACAGAGUGGUAUCUAGAGAAGAAGGAAUUGCAUUUGCACGGGAAUAUGGAUGCUUGUUUCUCGAAUGCAGUGCAAAAACAAGGGCGAAUGUGGAGAGAUGUUUUGAAGAACUUACGCUAAAGAUUCUGGAGGUGCCCAGUCUGCUUGAAGAAGGUUCUGCAAUUGGAAAGAAUAACUUUCUGAAACAGAGACAGGAAAGCCAUAAGAACUUGGCUGGUGGUGCCUGUUGCUCUUAACUUCUUAUAGAUUUGAUUUAUUUAUGAAUUUAUGUACAUUUAGUUUGUAUUUGUUUGCUCUUCAGGACAAAAAUAGUUUUCAUGAGUGUAUAGUAAUCUUUCUUCU